Molecule: messenger RNA, 1753 nt
Organism: Zea mays
Lineage: Eukaryota; Viridiplantae; Streptophyta; Magnoliopsida; Poales; Poaceae
Product: import inner membrane translocase subunit TIM50
Exons: 10
Coding region: 148-1284 (378 amino acids)
Source: RefSeq, marked provisional
CGCGAAUCUCGAUCGCCGUCUUCUCCGCGUCCUUGCCUAAACCCUGCGCUCAAAACCAAAACCUAAACUAAAACCUCCGCAUCUUUUUCACUUCCUUUUUCCCUCCCUUCUCCCGCAAGCCACGAGCUCGCUGCCGCGCCAAUCGCCAUGUCGCGUCUCCUCCUCCGCCACCGCAGCUUCCUCCUCCCAGGGGCGCGGAGCGACGCCAGCCACCCCUUCACGGCCGCCUCCUCCUCCUCCCGCUCCUCAUACACUUCCCGGUUCUCCCCUCUCGCCUACCACGCCUCCGCCGCGGCCACGGCCGCAGGCGCCCAAUCAGAGGGUGCGGCGGCCGAGUCCACACCCGCAGCGGGCGACCAGCCCUCAUCGACACCUCCCCCCGCGGCACGCGGGCGGUGGGGCUUGCUCAAGUUCGGCGCCUUGGCAGCAGUCGCCGGGGCCAUCGGCGGCGUCGGAUACGUCACCUACGCCUAUUCGCUGAAUGAAGUGGAGGAGAAGACGAGAGAGUUCAGGAAGAACCCAAGGCUGCUCAUCCCUGAGGAUGCCUCCACGUUCGAGAAGUAUAAAGCUAUGGUGUACUCGACGGCUAUGAAAGUUCCUGUUUCAGCUAUAGAGCUGUAUUUGGAUAUUAGGAGCACAAUUGAAGACCAUGUCAGGGGAUUUACUGAACCCACAUCAGACAAACUGCUACCAGAUCUACUUCCUCAAGAUCAGCAUGUCUUCACCCUAGUUCUUGAUCUGAAUGAAACUCUUGUCUACUCUGAUUGGCAGCGUGAGAGGGGAUGGAGAACUUUUAAGAGGCCAGGAGUUGAUGCGUUUCUGGAACAUAUGUCAAAAUUAUAUGAAGUUGUUGUGUAUUCUGAUCAGCCACCUAUGUAUGUUGAACCUGUGUUUGAGAGGCUGAACUCAAGGGGUACCAUUUCACACAGGCUAUCAAGACCUGCAACUAAGUACGUGGAUGGAAAACAUUACCGGGAUUUGUCAAAGUUGAACAGAAACCCUGCUCAAGUGAUCUAUCUCAGCGCCCAUGCUCUUGAAUCUUGCCUGCAGCAUGAAAAUUGUGUUGAAAUCAAACCUUUUAAACUUGAAGAUAAAAAUGAUACCCAACUGCUGGAUCUCAUUCCAUUUCUCGAGUAUGUUGCCAUGGCUAGACCUUCUGACAUUAGGACAGUGCUGGCAUCCUAUCAAGGUCAUGAUGUUGCUGCUAAGUUUAUUGAGCGUUCAAAGGAACACCAGCGGCGCGUGCAGGAACAGAGCAAACUUGGGCGCUUAUGGCGACGGUGAUGGAUCCUGGAAGGAUAGUGGACUUUCUGAUUUGUGAAUCCUAGACGUCAUGUUUUCGAAAGAGCGCAUGGAACCUUUUUAUUCUUGUCCGGAGUCAAAUUGUUGGCUGCUGUUCAGGGAUAUCUUAGUUUUGGCAGUUUAGGUUUGGGCCUUUUUAUAAAAUUUAGGCAUUCUAGUGAGAACAUCGGUUGGAUUGGAUGGUCAAUGCUGAGACUUUUGAGACCAUGUGACUCAAAGGUUGCUAUGAUGGAGCUGUCAAAACGUGCUUCAUGCGGAAGACUGAAAAGCGAUUGUUCAUGGGUCAUCGUAGCAUCUUCGGUCAAUAUUUUCUUGGAUUGUUUGGUUUCGCAACUACUACUCUCAGAUUUAUGGACUUGAAGGGCUUUUGUAUUUUUGUCGACAUGUAAGAGCGCAUCACAUAAUACUGGAUUUACCUGAGAAUUCAUGUGAGAUACAUCUAGUUUCUGGC